CUUCCUCGCAGCCCAUAGGCUAAGCUUAUGGAAGGAAAUGCAACGCGUUCUUCUGUACAAUCUAUUGUGAGGAGGAAUGUGGCUGAUCUCGUUUAGUUCUGUUUUUAGCGUAAACUCCUUAUCGUAAUUAUUAAUAGGCUGGUGCUUUUACCAAAUGGACUCUUGUAACUUCGAGCAUCUGUAGUUCUUGUGUUCGCUCAUACACACGCGCUCGCGCGCACACGCGCACACACAGAGUGGGAAGUUCCUCACACCAGCCUGACUGAAGAAGAAUGAGGAAACACCAGCAAACAUCAAACUCGUGUACAGCUAGCAGGUAGCCUCCCGUCCUAAACAUCUCUCCGACCUGUCCGGAGCCGAACAAGGUGCUUUGGCUCUUCUGAAACUCAGGACUCUUCUCACAGACCGAUGGCGGUUUCUGCAGCGAGCGACAGCGUCACAUUGAACAAAACGAAUAAUGGAGAGACGGAUCACGGCAGCUCAACUCACCCCGAGUACAUAGCCUUCGGCCUGGUGCCCGUCUUCUUCCUCCUAGGGUUGCUGGGCAUGUUAAUCUGUCACAUACUGAAGAAGAAGGGCUAUCGCUGCACAACGGAUGCUGAGGAACCUGUGGAACCUGAGGUAGAUGAGGAGAAACAUCUGGAAGACGGAGAUAUGAAUGACACCUACAGCGAAGGCAACACGGACACCGUGGGCCAGAUCGUUCAUUACAUCAUGUCAAAUGAAGCUAACAAAGAUGCUCUGAAGGCCAUGGUUAGUGAGAACAGCGUAGACUCUGAAGGCGCUCCUGUAACACCAAUCACACCAUCUCCUGUGACCCCAAUCAUGCCAGCUCCUGUAACCCCUGCGAGCCCCGUGUCGCCAGGAGCUCCUGCCGCAGCAGCCAAACACACCUGUAACCACCUUCACACCAUUGGAGGAAUGAUGGGGCACAACAACACGUGUAACCGCUGCAACCAGAAGAAGUGGCCUCUCAUGUGGCGCGGCUCGAACAGGAAAAUAGACCGGCGCGCACACGUCGGAGAGGUCACCGUGCUGGCAGUUGGCAGGUUCCGUGUGACUAAAAGUGACCCACGGCCGGGUCGUGAAAGACGCAGCCUGCUGAUCACCGAGCCUAACGGCAGUGUCCCCGUCACUCCUGUAAAGACCGAGCCAGCUUCACUGAACGGCAGCACAGAUGCACCGCCCAAGGCAGAGGCCGACCAUAACAAGUGAACGUGUGGGAGCUAUAUCCGUUCAAGUGUAGUCAAAAGCAAAUUUUAAAACGUUUUAUACCCAACCACAGCAUUGACAUAGCAGCAGGGCGAAAGAGAAGACAAGAUGAAGGUUAAAGAUGGUUUUGAAGCAAAGCAGUUGCUGAAUAGGCCUUUUAAUUUGAAGUGCAGUAUUAGACUCCGACCUCUGGCCGCUGUGGUUUGUUUGCGUAUUUGGGAAGGGAGGAGGAAGGUGCACCAGUUUGUCCGAGUUAUUCCAUCACCAUGUCAUUCCUCCCUUUAUAAACACACUGCAUCAUUAACCCCGCAGAGUCGCUUUAUACAUUUUAAUGUCCGCGAGCGUAUCAAUGGUUAAUCCACAGUCAAACAUACGCUCACAUUACAUAGUAGGCUACAGAAUAGUUACCGUGACCUAAGGUCAUGUGACUCAGUUUACGACUUCCAAGAAGCAGGGACUUUUUUUUUUUUUUUGUUAAGCGCGCUCUUUUCAGUUCCAUCACUAAACAAAACUACACACACUCAACAGAAAAACUCCACGUCGGGUACAAAUUUAACGCAGCACGUGUCUGAACGCACCUGUCCCAACAUGUAUCACCUGUCCACCACAUGGCAUCCUGUUUGCCUUUUGCUUUAUAUUGAUUAGCCAAACCCUUUGUGCCUUUAAUUUGAUCAGCAUGAUGUUUAACAUAACUUCUGCAAAUGUCUGCUAAGCUGUCUUAUUUAUUACUCAUAGUGUGGCCAAAAAGCUUUUUCCGUUUGUGGAAAAUCUAUGUAUUUAUGAUGGAGCCUCACACCAUGUUUAGUGGUCUGUACUUUCUCAAUUAUCUUCUUCUUGAAGCCAUAUGCAAGAGUGUAUAGCAAUGCAAAUAAAUAAAAUCUGCUCCAACAAAAACUGGAAAGAAAAAGUGGACAAAAAGUCUAGACGAUACAGGGAGCUUCUACGUAAAAUAUAAUCACAAUUCACUAGUCAAAAUAUUGCUUCCUUCAUUAGUGCUUUAGGAAAAAUGUUGCACCAGAUCACCCAAGACUGCAUGGUUUAUUCACAUUUUAUAUACCUGUCUGGUUACCUCAUAGAAUAAAAAAAAAGAAAAGACUGUGUGACAGAAGCUAAUAUAAAUACACAAGGAAUACAGUAAUAAUAUUAUACUGGAUGUCUACUCUUAUGAUGUUACCUGUUCUGUAUUUAACCAGUAAAUAAUGUUUAAAAAAAUCAUCAGAAUAUAAACGGCCUCGUAUUGGAGAAAAAAGGCUCUUUGAUGAUAUACUGGGAAUCUCAAGUCACUACAGUUUAACCAAAACACGUUUGUCAAUAACGUUAUUAUAUGGAUUGUACGAGGACACUGAGGUGGUGUGGUUGGGGAAGGACAGAAUUGGUGAACGGUAGGUGGGUUUUAAGUGCACUUUUGUUAAAAUGCUACCCAUAAUAAUGAAAGGAGCUUUGUAUAUCUACAGCAAACAAUUCAAUACUCUACAGACAAAUAGUCAGAUGGUUGCAGUUACAGUUACAAAGAUUUAUUUUGGCUUGGAAAAAAGAAACGAUUGCCAUCUAAUCGCAUAUCAUUAGUAAAGUGUAUUUAUGUAACACAUGGAGAAUAUUUCCGAAUCCUGUUAAUCCAAACUUUCUAUUCCAAGCCUGGGGGAUCAGUCCAAAAAUGUUUCUUCCAAAAUCCCUAGGUUCCUAAUACAGAGUGCCAUCUACAGACUAUUUAAACACCGGCGCACCGUCAACUAGUCCCUGCUACCUCUUUUAGGAUUUUUUUUGUGGUGUACUUCAAGGAAAAAUUUGAACCAAAAUAAUGAAACUAUUUGUGUAUUUAAGAUGUUUUAAACAUGUCUAAAAUGUAACGGAAUGUUGAAAGUCGUAUGUUUUGAAUUGGAUUUUUUUUUUUU
Messenger RNA from Tachysurus fulvidraco (yellow catfish), 3104 nucleotides. RefSeq names its product RELT like 1 (gene rell1). Gene Ontology annotation, cellular component: plasma membrane. The record is from RefSeq and is a predicted model, not a curated record. The transcript is spliced from 7 exons. Bases 409 to 1215 code for a protein of 268 amino acids. Gene Ontology annotation, biological process: positive regulation of p38MAPK cascade. Lineage: Eukaryota; Metazoa; Chordata; Actinopteri; Siluriformes; Bagridae.